AAUAUGUUGAUGUUUUCAGAGAAAAACAAGAAUAUGCAACUAGAGUUAAUACUGAUGAAAUACCUCCAAUAAAAUUAAACCUGAAAAAUGGAAUGAAAGAAAAUGAAAUACCAAUGCGAGAAAAAAGACAAGCAUUGAGAAAAUAUAGUGAAGAAGAUAAAAAAGUUAUCAAAGAAAUGCGAGAUGACCUAAUGAAAAACAAUAUUAUAUUCAGUGGAAAUAUUGAAUGGGGAAGCUCUGCACUGGUAAUAACCAAAAAAGAUGGAACAAAAAAAAUUGCAAUAGAUUAUAGAAAUCUGAAUAAGUACUUAGAACAAUAUAGAGAACCAUUACCCGAUUCAAAGCAAAUGUUGCAAACUGUUAGUAGAUAUAAAUACUAUAUAACAAUGGAUAUAAAAUCAGCAUAUUGGCAAUUAGUGAUGCAUAAAAACUCAAAGAAAUAUACAGCGACAACCUUCGCAGAAUAUGGAACAUACUGUUGGCAUACAUUACCAUUUGGAAUUAGCACAGCACCAGCAUACUUGAUACGAGCAAUGAACAAAAUAUUAGGACACUUAGACUAUGUAGUAAUCUACAUGGAUGACUUUGUAAUUUUAUUGAAUGAUAAAUCUGAGGCUCAAGUAAAAUUAACAGAGAUAAAAAUUGGAAAAAAUGUUUUGAAAAUUAAAGAAGUAGACAAAUUUACUACUCCAAAAAACAAAACAGAAUUGCAAAGAUUCUUGGGAUUUAUGAAUUAUUUUAGAUCCUUUAUUUUAGACUUUGCAAGAGUGGCAACACCACUAUACGGAUUAGUAGGAACAGCUGAAUUUAAAUAG
Messenger RNA from Cetraspora pellucida, 815 nucleotides. The record is from the annotation of a GenBank genome assembly. NCBI's taxonomy places the organism in Eukaryota, Fungi, Glomeromycota, Glomeromycetes, Diversisporales, Gigasporaceae.